CAAUGAUUUACUGCAGCAUUUCCGAGCCUGGUGGGCUCCAUGCUCCUUCCAGCAGUCCUGAAAACUUAAAAGCUUUGGUUUGCAGCUGAUCUAUAGCAAACAUUUACAUAUGGCAGAGCAAUGUGGUGGAGCCUGGCUCAGCUCUGUCCCUUGAUCCUGUCUGUGUGUGUGUCGCUGGCUUUGACACCAACCCUGGCCACGGCGUGCGGGGAGCUGCAGGCACCGCCUUCCCACAGAAGGAGCAGCAGAAAUGUUAAUUCUCCAGCUCCUGUCGACUGUCAGCUGAGCCAGUGGUCAGGAUGGACUGAUUGCUUCCCUUGCCAAGAGAAAAAACACCGCUACCGGCGGCUGGUGCAGCCAGCAGAGUUUGGAGGGCGACGCUGCGCUGGGCAGCUCUGGGAUGAGCAAGCCUGUCGAGCUGAGACAACGUGCACAGAGCCACCAGGGUGUGGGCAGGACUUCCAGUGCGAGGGAACAGGGCGCUGCAUUAAACGGCAUCUCGUGUGCAACGGAGACAGAGACUGCAGAGAUGGCUCUGAUGAGGAUAACUGUGAGGAUGAAGAUAUUGAAAGCCCUUGUGAACAUCUGUUCCCAAUCCCAGGGGUGGAAAAAGCAGUCCAAGGAUACAACACCCUGACACAGGAAGGGAGACAGAACAUUUACGACCCCGGGUUUUUUGGGGGGCUCUGUGAGUACGUGUACAACGGGGAGUGGCGGGAGCUGCAGUACGACGCCGCCUGCGAGCGCCUGCACUACGGAGACGACGAGAAGUAUUUCCGCAAGCCUUACAACUUCCACAUAUUCCAGUUCCUGACUCAUGCUGAUUCUGGAUUUGCUUUUGAGUUUUACGAGGAUUCAAAGGACCUGCUUGACGCCCUUAAAAGUGAUAAAUCCAAAACAACAGGCUUCACCAUUGGAAUUGGGCCUGGAGGUGGAGAUCUCAUGUUAAACCUGGGCCUCACUUUAUCAGGUGGCAAAGGAUCCCUGAAGAAUUUCACACAAUAUGAUGCAAAGGAUGUUGGGUUCAUUAGAGCUGUGACCAAGGUGCAGACAGCCCGCUUCAAGAUGAGAAGGGACAACAUUGUUUUGGAUGAAGAUGUGCUGCUGUCCCUGCAGGACCUCCCAGACACCUACAACUAUGGCUUGUAUGCCAAAUUCAUCGAUGACUACGGCACCCACUUCAUGACAUCUGGCACCAUGGGGGGUGUCUUUGACUACAUCCUUGUCAUCAAUAAAGAGGAAAUGCGCAGAAAAGCCAUCAGCACGGAGGAGAUAAGUGCCUGUGUUGGCCUGUCCCUUGGCAUUACAGCCAGCAAGGAGAAACUGGAUCUGGGUGCAACUCUGACACACUCUGACUGCAAAAACAAAGGAUUACUGAAAACUGAUGCUGAGAGCCACAGUGCAGUUGUGGAAGAUAUUAUUCCCCGGAUUAGAGGGGGAGACACCAGUUACAGCGGAGGGCUCCUGAACAGUUGGGAUGGCAAAAUGUAUCGUCACUGGGCCAGGUCAUUAAAAUAUAAUCCUGCUAUUAUUGAUUUCCAGCUGCAGCCCAUCCACGAAAUCCUGCGCAGGAGCAACCUCGGCCACAUGGAGACCAAGAGGCAGAACCUGAAGCGGGCUCUGGAUGAGUUCCUGCUGGAAUUCAGCCCCUGUCGCUGUGGGCCGUGCCAGAACAACGGGGAGCCCGUCCUGGUGGGUGACACCUGCUCCUGCCACUGCCGCCCUGGCUACAGAGGCCCUGCCUGCGAGCAGACUGAGCGCCCAGGUGGUGAGACAGACGGGCGCUGGAGCUGCUGGUCGGGCUGGUCCCCGUGCCAGGCGGGGACACAGCGGCGCAGCCGGCAAUGCUCCAACCCUGCCCCACAGCACGGAGGGCAGCCCUGUGCUGGGAGAAACCUCCAGAGCAGAGCCUGCUGAAAGCCUAAGGUGCCUGGGAUGGGGUGGUUUGGAACCUGGGCUGGGCUAUAAAUACUCCAGGAGUGUGACAGAAUUACCCCUGGGAGAAAUAAUUCACCACUGAUGCGUUUCAACAAAUGCUGGAGUCGUUGUGCAAAAGCUGAGCAACUGCUCCCACGGUUUUGCCCCACCAGAUGUGAUGGGAGCCCCACCAGAUGUGAUGGGAGCCCCACCAGUGCUCAGCACCACUGCUGCAGCACAGAAGAUGGCAGAGAAUCCACCCAAAGGAGGUGGAGCUGCUGGGUGAUCACGGGUGCCAUGAAAUAAAUCCACGGCGAGUGUUUACAUAACUGAGCUUGACUCUCGAGGAGUUUAUGUAUUUUCCUUUGGGAAACACAGGAAAAGCUCAUGAUCUAUGCAGUUGGUAUUGACAUAUGUACCACAAAACUUUUGUAAGUUGGCACUGUCAGAUUUGUAAGUCCAGCAUAUUGGCCAGGGCUUCAUUUGCAGCAAAGCCAUAUGCUGCUCUGCAUGGAGAAGGCUUCAGCCUGAAGAUGCUGAAGCAUCCUUGCAAGAUGCAAGCCCAAGCUGAUGAGGAAUUUUAAAUAAAUAAAUAAAGCCAUAAAUAGA
Messenger RNA from Parus major (Great Tit), 2526 nucleotides. RefSeq names its product complement C8 alpha chain (gene C8A). The record is from RefSeq and is a predicted model, not a curated record. Gene Ontology annotation, molecular function: protein binding. Gene Ontology annotation, biological process: immune response. Gene Ontology annotation, cellular component: membrane attack complex. NCBI's taxonomy places the organism in Eukaryota, Metazoa, Chordata, Aves, Passeriformes, Paridae. The coding region runs from base 121 to 1917 and encodes 598 amino acids. The transcript is spliced from 11 exons.